CAUCAUUUCAUACACUCACACACGCUAAUAUAUCAUAACAUUGAUCAUAUACCAUUGCGUACACACACAUACUGGAGAAAAAAGAGAGAUGAAAGAUAGGAUUGAGCGAUUUGUGGUGUUGCCGUUUUCGUUGGGUUGCUCGACGCAGUCCAGCGUCGCCGUGGCUUCUACUCAUCAAUACAACAAACCAAACCAACACAUCAAGAGAAGAGAAGAAAGUGGCUUGUUUCUAAAAGAAGAGACAAAGAUAGAGAACAAUAAUGCUAAUAUCUCAGAUGGUAUCUACAAACUUGUGCGAAGCUUCAAGAGUUUUUCUCACUUUUUCAUUCGUUACGAAGAGGAGAGGGAGGUGGAGAUGGAGAUAGGGCUUCCUACGGAUGUGAAGCACUUGAGCCACAUCGGAGUUGAUGGAACCAUGACCACUUUUGACUUCUGUUCCACUUCCACCACCACCUCCUCAUCUUUUCCAUUCUCUCGUUUCCAUCUCACUGCCGUCUGAUUUUAAAUUUGCAUUCUUAAUGCUUUAUCAACUUUUACAAUAUGCACACUAGCUACAAGUAAUUCAUCGUUUUUUUUUGUUUCCUUGUUAUUUGACUGUAUAUAUGGAUUGUGAAUGAUAAUAGAGAAAACUUUCUGCUAAAAAAUAAACUCAAUU
Messenger RNA from Eruca vesicaria subsp. sativa (arugula), 655 nucleotides. The record is from the annotation of a GenBank genome assembly. Lineage: Eukaryota; Viridiplantae; Streptophyta; Magnoliopsida; Brassicales; Brassicaceae.